GACCGUUGUCAACAAGGACAACGACUUCCGCUCUUCCAGUCCGUCGGAUGAACGCAAAAAACGACCAAUAAAUAAACGGAACUCGACGACUCACCAGCUACACGUACGCUUCGGCUCUCGUGUCAGAAGCUCAGAUCCAUUUCCGGCUCCCCCAACUGUAUCUUCCUCCAUACUCCUCUCUCUCUGUCUACAUUUUCCCACUCUUCACUUUUCCCGCAUUUCACUUUUCCUGUUUACCAAACACACACCCCUCUCUCUCUCUGUCUCUCUCUCUCUCUCUCUGACUCUCACUUUCUCUCUCUAGGAAAGCUAAAGCUUGGUGGUUGGGUCAGCCUCCAUUUCGUUAUCAUCAACUCCUCCUUCGAGUCCGCUCUCUCUGCAACCAAAUCAAACUGUCGGUGGUGGGAUCGGACUUCGUUGAUGGUUUCUCUCUCAUAAAAUUUCUCUCUCUAAUUACCGCAAUUUCUAUAGAGAAAUAGAAAUUUCAGCUCCUCUGCAUUUUCUGGUAUUGGGAUUUUGCUCGUUCAUGCAAUGCUCACCUGAGAGGCAGCAAGUGGGUUGGGGAGGUGAAUCAUGGACCACAAGCCAUGGCUUUGGAGGAAGAAAUCUGCAGAUAAAACCAAUUCAGCAGCAGCAGAAGGAGACAAAGUCAAUGUCUCAGUCAAAGGAAAUGGAGAGGAGGUAGAAGCACUUCAGGCUGAGAAGGCAGAACUGGAGAACAACCUGAAAGCUCUAAGCGAUAAGCUUGCUUCAGCUCUCUCUGAAUGUAACAGUAAAGAUGCACUUGUGAAAAAACAUGCCAAAACGGCACAGGAUGCUGUUCAAGGCUGGGAGAAGGUGGAAGCAGAUGCGGGGUUUCUGAAGCAUGAAUUAGAUAAAUCUUUCCAAGUCAGAGCAGCUGGUGAAGAAAGAAUAGCUCAAUUGGAUGGAGCCCUCAAGGACUGCAUGCAGCAGCUACGAUUUGUUCGAGAAGAGCAGGAGCAAAGGGUUCACGAGGCUAUGAUGAAGGCAUCAAGAGAAUUCGAGAAAUCCAAGAUGGCGUUGGAGGAGAAGUUAGCAGAGACUACUAGAAGGCUUUCUAAAAUCGGUGCUGAAAACACCCAUCUUAGUAACGCUCUUUUAGUGAAGGAUAAGUUGAUAGAAGAUUUAAGAAAACAAUUGACACAGGUGGAAGCUGAUUUCAAUGCACUCACGCUCAGAUUAGAAUCCACUGAGAAAGAUAAUGCUUCUUUGAAAUAUGAGGUACGGGUGCUUGAGAAAGAGCUUGAGAUCCGGAAUGAAGAGAGAGAAUUCAAUCGUCGAACCGCUGAUGCAUCACACAAGCAGAAUUUGGAGGGUGCAAAGAAAAUUGCAAAGUUAGAAUCAGAAUGUCAGAGGCUGCGGCUUCUAGUCCGGAAGCGGUUACCAGGCCCUGCUGCUUUGGCAAAAAUGAAAAAUGAAGUGGAAAUGCUAGGACGGGACUCUGUUGGCAUGGGGAGGAGAAAGUUGAAUGACUCCACAGUUGAUAACUUUCCUGAGACUCCCAGCAAAAAGGUUAACAUUUUGACUGAGCAGUUAUAUGCUAUGGAAGAAGAAAACCAGACUCUCAAGGAAGCACUCAAUAAGAAGAUAAAUGAACUCCAGUUCUCCAGAAACAUGUAUGCCCGUGUAGCUUCUAAAUUAUCGCAAUCUGAGACACCGCUUGAAGAAUCAUUAAAGGGCCAGGCAACCAUGGAGUCAAUGAGGAGUAAUCUUCUGUCACAAGAAGUCUCUGUAGCAUCUAUGUCUGAUAUUGGCAGCGAUGAUAAGGUUAGUUGUGCCGAUUCAUGGGCAUCUGCCUUGAUUACAGAACUGGAGCACUUCAGAGCUGAAAAACAAAAAGGGUCUCUGAUGAACAAAACUGUAGGAGCUUCAGACAUAAAUCUGAUGGAUGACUUUGUUGAAAUGGAAAAAUUAGCAGUCGUUUCUGCUGAUAAACAAAGUGCUGGUUCUCCUGUUUCUUCAGUCCAGGCAUUUGCGCGCCCCUUGGAAUCUGAGUAUUCCUCCGAACUUGUGGGCAGCCAGAUGGUCCCUAUUUUGGACGGUGAGUCAGGCUUCAGUUUGUCAAACAGGGAGACCAGGUUUAACAAUAUUGUCAAUGGCAAAGCUCCUCAUUGGGUUGAGGAUAUAGUGAAACUGGUGAUGGAGCACAACCGUGUUGCAGGAAGAAGCCCCGAACAGAUACUUAAAGACUUAAGAAUAGCUUUGGCAUGUACAGAAGAUCCAAAGCCUGGUGAAUUUGUUAAUGCAAGGACAAAUCGAAGCCAUCUUGAUGCAUUGAAUCCUUCCUCCGUUAAGAGCUGCACCUCAUGGAAAGGUUCAGAUAAAUCUCUAGUAAACGAUUCACCCAGAGGAGUAAGUGAUGUGGACAUCUCAAACCCACAGAAGAGUAAUCCGCAGUUCCAGCCAGAUCUGAGUAAGUCAUUAUGUAAAGUAAUUGAGCUUAUUGAAGGAAUCCACGUUCCAUCUCCAGAUUAUAACCCAGAGAAUGGAUCCAGGAAGGACGGAAACGUGUCGACAUUUAAAAACUCGGAAAACGCAGGCUACAUGGUUCGUGUUUUCCAGUGGAAAGCUUCUGAACUCGGUGAUCUUUUACAACAGUUUGUUCAUGCUUGCUAUGAUCUGUUGAAUGGAAAGGCUGGUCUCGAAAAAUUUGCCAAAGAAUUAACUGCUGCAUUGGACUGGAUUUUAAACCACUGCUUUUCACUUCAAGAUGUUUCAAGCAUGAAGGAUGCAAUUAAGAAGGAAUUUGAUUGGGAUGAUACACGAAGUGAAACCGAAGGAGAAGUUGGAGCGGUUGGUCACUUGUCAAAUGGCCAUAUUAUACAAAUAGAAGAGCUGCAGGCCAAUCUGGUAAAGGAAAACAGAAAGUUAAAGAAUGAAUUGGUGAAUUUAGAAUCUGCAAGGAGAGAGUUGGAAGGGAGACUUCAGUCGGCCAGUGAUAAGAGCGAAUACCUGAUUAACCAGCUCAAGGAAUCUGAAAAAGCUAUUGCCAGCUUGAGAACAGAGUUACAAUGUUUAAGAGAGUCAAAGGAAAUCGUUGAAGAUCAUUUUAAAAAUCACAAGAUGAUGAAUGACGAUCUUGAAACGCAGCUUACUGAGGCCAGAGUUGAAUUAAACGAAGCUCUCCAAAAGUUUUCAUCCCUAGAAGUUCAUCUGCAGAAUAAACACAACUGCUGUGCAGAGUUGGAGGCUACAUGCCUGGAACUGCAGCUUCAGCUUGAUAGUGUGAAGAAAAGCCCAAAUUCCAAUCUUAAUCAGGAGGAAAGGAAAGCCCAAAAUGAUUGGGAGAUAGCAGCUGCUUCAGAAAAGUUGGCCGAAUGCCAAGAGACAAUACUUAACCUCGGGAAGCAGUUGAAGGCAAUGGCUUCACCAAGAGAAGCAGCCCUUUUCGACAAGGUCAUCACUAAUCCUUCUGAUACAGACACCCCCACAGCCAAAGCUGCAAGCCAAACCCCACACAGGAACUCAAACCAACGAUCCUCAUUACUAGAUAAAAUGCUAGCAGAAGAUGGUGCUAGCGUCAAGGACUAUACGUCUCCAACGACAAAAGAGGUUGGCAGUAAUUCGACUUCCACGUUCGGUCCUAAUAUCCUUGUUCUAAAUAGUAAAUACCAGGAUGACAAUGCAGCUGUUGGUUCGUUAGCUAUAGUGCCCAGCAAGAAAUGGGGAGGUGGGAGCCUAUGGAGAAAGCUAGUGUGGAGAAAGAAGAAAGUUUUGUUUGUUUCACACAUGUAUUUGGAAAUAAUAAGGAUAUGACUGCUGUUGGUGAUUUGAGAGAUUGCAGAGUGCGUCCGAGAGAACCAUUUUAACAUCAAGGAAGGAUUAGCACCAUUUUACAGCUGAUCAAGCGGAGUCCAAAGUUAUUACUUUUAUUUCGGUCCGUUUAAUAACCAUUUCAUUUUUACUUUUUAGUUUUUGUUCAUUUCUUCCACUAGCCUUCACUUUUCUUCAUUUCUCCCUUCUCCCACAUACCAUUCCUCUAUCUAUAAUAUACAAAAAUUAAAAACAAAA
This is a messenger RNA of Malus domestica (apple), 4032 nucleotides long. RefSeq names its product filament-like plant protein 7. The record is from RefSeq and is a predicted model, not a curated record. NCBI's taxonomy places the organism in Eukaryota, Viridiplantae, Streptophyta, Magnoliopsida, Rosales, Rosaceae.